GAGCUUUCCCCAGAAACAAUGGGCAUAUUUAUUUAUUUCCUGAUAAUCAUUAUGCUAUAGUUUAGUGGAAAAUGCAGCAGAUGACACUAGCUGUCACGUGUGCCAACAGUAACUGAAUUAUUUUAUUAGGAUAUAUAAAAGGAAGUAGAACGUUUAUACGCGGAUAAAAUAUCUGAUUGAACAGAAAACGUCCUAGCUUUGUAUUGUAUUAUGGAUGUUUUCUUCAACUAACACGUUCUUUGGUGCCAAUUGAAGUGGACAAUAUUGCAAACUGGAAUUAUCAAUUAAAGCUUUUAUCAUGUAUCGUUAUGUUUAAGUGAUUUUAUUACUUUCGUUAAAUGGGGAUAGAACUUCAAAUUGGGAUAUGGCAAUAAAGGAAGAUUGCGUGGAAUGUGUAAAUUUCGAGUUUAGGGCUGAAAGUCUCGGAUUAAAUCAUGAAGAGCCGAAAGUUUUUGUUCAGUCGCAGUGGCCUGUCAGCCAGAAAGUAUACGUUACAUACCGGAUUGUUGUGGCACUUGGGUUUAUUGUAUGGUUUGCAGCAGACUGUGUGUACGAGACUCGAACCUUCUUUAAAGAGCACACAUAUACCUACUUGAUAUAUGCAACCAAUUGGAGUUUCUUGCUACUGACCUUCACCGCACUUUACAAAGCCACAUGCGCAGUAUAUUAUUCUGUGAGGUCAGGAGAAUGUCUGGAUCGACAAAGUUUUGAUCGAAUGCCUACAGCGCUGAAAGGCCAGUGGCUGCUACAGAAUCUUAGUUACAACUCAGCUAUCGUGGUCACAGCCUCGUUCUGGUCAUACAUCGGUGUGCUUGAAAAAUCAGCCAUAAUGCAGACUCACAUGAGUCAGAUGAAACAUACAUUGAACACAGUAUAUGCGGUCGUCGAUGUCCUCAUUUCGGCAACACCAUUCCGCAUAUUACAUCUUCUAUAUACGGUUGUCCUCGGUUCCGUGUACUCACUGUUCAACGCCAUCUACUUCCUGAAUGACGGAACGAUAAUGGAGGGCCGCCAUUAUGCUUACAAUCUUUUGGAUUGGAGUAAACCAUCCGAAUCAAUCGUUACUUGUGUUUUAUGUGUGGUGAUGUGUAUAUUCGCGCAAAUUGUACUAUAUGAACUUUAUAAAAUCAGAUUAAGUAUUUUUACAAGAAUAUAUUUCGGUCCAGACGGUAAACCGGAUUCUGAAAUGCAAAGGAUUAUGGGAGAAACAGAUGCUCCGGCUUAUCAAACAAUAGACGAUCGUGGGGAAAUUGAAGCAGGCCAACAACACUCUGAUGAAGGAACUCAAUGAUCAUUUUAAAACGAUAUAUUCAAGCAAUUUGAUCAGCAUUCUUGUUGUAUACAAUUACUUCAUGUUCGUUAAUAUAGAUUUUCAAACUAUUGUAAAUUAUGACUCAACUUCACUCUUGAUUGUCUUCUCUGCCUAUUCUAGUUUUGUUUAAAUUUCAUAAGCAAGACAGCUUGACAUCAGAGAUAAUUCUUUUAUUGUUCAACACAAAUAACAAAGAGCAUGGCACAUUUCAAAACUGCCUCUUGUAACAGGUUGCAAAGAGGGACAAAAAUGUGAUAAAUCAAAUUGUAUUAAGAAUUACCAAAAUACCAUCUGCGAAAUAAAUGAUUUUGAAGGAGUCUCAAUAAAGACUUUUGCAGAAAUAUUACAGACAAUCGUGCAAAAUCUUUCUUAUUACGUGAUAUAACUCUGGCUUUAUGCAACAAUAUAUGAUAAUAACAGUCGAUUCAGCGACAUAGUAAUUAGACGCCUGUCUUUUAAAAUACAACAGAAUUUUUAAGUUUUCAGGUAUAUAAUUAUGCUGAUCCUAUUCCUCUUUUCUGUGUAAUAUAAUUCUUAAUUUUCCAUUUAGCAUAGUUGUUAUAUUAGUUCUUUGUUUCAUUUGUUGAUUGUACAUACAUAUAAGCAUAUACAGGUACUUUAAAAGCCAAUUCCCAGCGUUAUACCAAUGUACCAAAAAGUCUUUUUUAUUUUUUGUUGUAAGAAAAAAUGUUAUUCCUACAUUCUAGGAUUUGACUGUUUGUUGUAAUCUGUCAUUUAAAAUGUUCAGUUGAUAGUUUGUUCUUGCUGACAGCUAUAUAUAUCUACAAAGAUAUAUGAUGCAGGUAUGGUUGUAAUAAAAUGAUAAUUUUGUU
Molecule: messenger RNA, 2145 nt
Organism: Mercenaria mercenaria
Lineage: Eukaryota; Metazoa; Mollusca; Bivalvia; Venerida; Veneridae
Product: protein rolling stone-like
Exons: 4
Coding region: 365-1291 (308 amino acids)
Cellular component (GO): membrane
Source: RefSeq, a predicted model, not a curated record